UAGUUUCCGUUCUUUCUUGGCAUUGAGUGCGCAAGCGCAGUGAUUCAACAACGCGCAGUCGACAAUACACGCCAGUUAUAGGACAUCAAAACAUCAGACAUGGCUGAAGAAAGCAGCAACGAAUACACGCCUCUUGACUUAAGCAUCAAGGGCAAAGCAACAACAAGUACAAGCCGUGACGGUACCCAGGACGCUUCAACUACAUUGGGCGCCUACAGAACGAUUUCCGACGACGCCUUGCGCUACCCGGGGAACACGCAGCACACGCCCACUACGGACGAGACUUGCAACGUCGACGGUGCCACUGAAAAUGGGAGCACAAGUUACCAGCACCUGGGGUUCAUCGGCAACAUCGAUAACGCAAGGCCCAGCACAAGCCGCACUGGCAUGGAGGAAGCAUCAGCCAGUUUUGAAGACGGCGCCACAAAUGCUACUGAAACCGGAGGAAGAGAACAGCAACUAUCCUGCGGUGCCAGCAGGAAGGUUUCCAGCAGGCGGGACGCCUCACACGGCCAACCCAACGAACGUACGGGAGGCACAGCGCCCAUGUUCAGAGCACGCGAUUGAUCGCCUGUCGAGAAGUCGAACCACAAAUGCGAAACAUGUGGUAAAUUGCUAAUGAGUGCUGAUAAUCUAACUGCACAUUACCGCACGCAUUCAGGAGAGAGACCCUACAAAUGCGUAAUAUGUCAUAAAUCGUUCACGCACAGAGGCAGUUUCCAUGCGCAUCAACUGAUUCACACAGGAUUGAAACCGCAUAUCUGCCAAAAUUGUAAUAAACCGUUCAAAAGCAAAGCGGCACUUAAAGUUCAUCUUAUAUCACACAGUAACGACAGACCUUUGAUUUGCGACAUAUGUAAUCGUUCCUUUAAGUACAACUCAACUUUGAGAAAACACCGCAAAACAUUUCACGAGGGUAAAUAGCCGUACGGGUCCUAGCAGUGUGGAUUUCGGUUCGCAAUGAAAGAAAACCUCGACGCACAUCUCUGCAAGAAUAUAUGGUGCGAAUUGUGUGGAGAUUCGUUUAGAGAUACAGCUCAACUGGUUCCAGGUCACGUGACGCAUACAGGUGGGCAGUCGUAACAGUGUGACUAGUGCACAAGGGAAGUAGAUCGCCCACGUGUUUCGCAUAGGAACGUUACCGUGAAGCCAUGCAGGAAAAUAACGCUGACAUUCUCCCACACUGACGAGAAACUAACCGAGCGCAUCGUGUCGAGAGGGGCUUCUUUUGACGUUCAAAAGUGCAGAGUGAAAUGCAAGACGUAAACAAUGCCACUAGAUUUUUCUAAAUUACGUGACAAAAUGUCGUCUCCACCAGAAUUUGGCAUGAUUCCAUGUCGAUGUAUACGACAGAUCCUGGGUAGAGCUCACUGUUUGCAAAACUAUGUUGAUCACCAACGUAGCUUUAGCAAACUCGUUUCUAGACAAACCAUAAUGGGCUGCAGCUUUGUGUUUGCGUAACUAGAAGGUUGAAUGUUCGCACAGGACCCUUGAAACCUCGUGUAGUUUUGUGCAAGCGUUUUUACAGUGUACUAGUAAUCAAGGUUUAGCUAACCGUGCUUUGAGGAUUCUGCAGUGUGAAUAGAAGGGAGUACUUCACAUGGGGAACCCAUUAAAAGAGGAGGCACUGCGUUCUUGUCAACUAAAAACUAAUAUCUAAUAAUUGAGGCCCUUCGGCCUUGCUGCCUUUCUGGGACAGCUUUUACAAUAUAUGGACACAGCCAUGGGAAAAUUUCUUUCGCUUACAAAUUAUUCAAUGCGCGUGAUGUUUUGGUUCUCUCUUUGGCUCUUGCAUUCUUACCGAAAAUUUUUAUUCUUUAUCAUACUGCUGACAAAUCGGAGACUUUAUUCGGCUCAAAUCAUUUAGAACCUAACUAUACAUCUUCUUCCAGAGUCAAUAUUUAAAGUAUUGUGGUGUUGAGGUGUAACCUCCGUCAGUUUUCAAGUGCAGUUUCUUAUUCACUCGGAAGUCGCCUCUUUUGACUUGCCCUGCGCUAUAACUACCGCAGUGGAAUUUUUUAGCCUGAUCUGACAAACGCGUCUCUGCGAGCAAUGAUAGGACAACUCAGAUACAGUUAUUAGUUAUUAUUAUUGACCCUCGUACUUCUAUACCUUUUUCCAAUGUACGCGUCUCACCGAAUAACAAAGGUUAAGUUACAGCUCAGGGCGUGAGAUACCAGCAUGUGUCAGAACAUUCUGCAAUAGUGGAACGUCUGGUAAUCAAAUUGCACGCGUAAGGCGAAUACAGUUGUGCAUUCUAGAAGACACGCGAGCGCCAAUGAUAAGGCUGGAAUCUAUUACGAAAAAAAGUGAGAAUAGCCGAUACUCGUUAAUCGCAAAUCAUUUGUUCAAUGAUCACUUCAUGUGCCCGGCAAUAUCGUUCUGCCCGACUGUAACUUGUUUUGUUGAUUCAGAGGU
Dermacentor andersoni is the source of this 2418-nucleotide messenger RNA. RefSeq lists its product as uncharacterized. The record is from RefSeq and is a predicted model, not a curated record. NCBI's taxonomy places the organism in Eukaryota, Metazoa, Arthropoda, Arachnida, Ixodida, Ixodidae.